Molecule: messenger RNA, 578 nt
Organism: Thalassophryne amazonica
Lineage: Eukaryota; Metazoa; Chordata; Actinopteri; Batrachoidiformes; Batrachoididae
Product: myelin and lymphocyte protein-like
Exons: 4
Coding region: 42-500 (152 amino acids)
Biological process (GO): myelination
Cellular component (GO): membrane
Molecular function (GO): structural constituent of myelin sheath
Source: RefSeq, a predicted model, not a curated record
GACGCUGGUCGGUGACACGGAGCCGGUCCGGUUCUGGCACCAUGGCGUCCAACACAGCGGUCAUGGCGAGCCUCCCGAGCGGGACCGGAAUCUGCAGCACCGUCCCGGACGUCUUGUACCUGCCCGAACUGGUCUUCGGCGGUCUGGUGUGGAUCCUGGUGGCGUGCACGUACGUGGUCCCAAACAACCCUCAGGGCUGGGUCAUGUUUGUCUCCGUCUUUUGCUUCUUCAUGACCUUCAUUUGGAUGUUGGUGUUCGCCUUCGGGGGCCAUCACAACAAGAGCAGCUGGGCUGCAGCGGACUUUGCGUACCACGGCAUUGCUGCCUUCUUCUACCUCAGUGCUUCGGUGGCGUUGGCCAUCGUGACUCUGGAGAUGAGAAACAGCAACAUCGUCCAGAAUUAUCACCUGGACAUCUCAGCAGUGGUCUUCUCCUAUGUGACGACGCUCCUCUACUUCAUUCACACCAUCCUGUCCGCUAUCCGAUGGAAAACCUUCUAGGACGUUGCUCCUCAGAGCAGACCUGAAUUCCUUCUGAAACCUUGUACAUGUUUGAAGUUGUGGAACGAAGGAUCUGGA